GUUAGGGGGUGCAAAUUACUUGCCUUGCCCCGGGUGCUGACAACCCACGCUACGCCACUGUUUGCACCCCCCGCUCGCUUCCCCCCUCUGCACAACGACUCUGCGAGGAGGUAGGCGCGGCGGAGGGGACGCCACCGGCCCAAGAUCGCGCGCAACGAGGGCAGUCAGGGGAGCUUCCCAGGUCCUUAAUCCGAGCACAAAGCGCCUUCUCCGCGCGUGGCAAGACUCAGCCAGAAAGAAGGGUGGGGGGAAAGAAGAAUCUCUCUCCUUCUCCACGCCUCUGAAAGCCCUGGAGCUCCGCCCCGGCAGCCCCGACCGGAGGUGCUGCGAGCAGAAGCGCCCAGAGGCGGCGGCGAGGGGCGCCAUGCCUGCCCGGGAAGCAACAGGAUGCGCUUCGCAGGCAACAGUGAGGUUUGAGGACGUCAUUCUUUAUUUCUCCAGGAGUGAGUGGAAGUCCCUAGCCAAGUGGCAGAAGGAGCUGUACUGGGAAGUGUUGACAGACAACUAUGAAGCUUUGCUCGUUGCAGGGCAGCCGGUCACCAAAGCAGAAGUUGUGGCCUGGCUUGAGCAGUGUGAACGUCUGGACAUCGAAAGAACCCAGGAAUCUAGAGUCAGAGACCCUGCUGCAAAUGUUUCUGCAACAAAUGAUGGGCCCUCGAAGGCACGUUGUGAGGAGCGCAGAGGGCAGGCAGGAUCUCUCGAGACGCUACGUGACAUGUCUAAGGAGGUAGUGACCCAACGCGGUGAUAUAGGGGGCACCCCCAAGCAGACGUAUUUGUCGGCCGGACCACAAGGGAACCCUGCGAAGGCUGAGCCUCUUUUGCACAUUGAACAUGGGCAAAGUCCAGCAAGCCCGGCCUGCUCCCAGAGGCCUGCUGCUCCACCAAAACAGUAUAAAUGCAGGGAGUGUGGCAAGAGGUUCCGGUUGGAAGGGCUGCUUCGAAUGCAUCAGGAGAUCGCCGCAAGGAAGACGUCCUUUGCUUGUUCUGCCUGCGGACUGUGCUUCACAAGCCCUUUGUCUCUGAGGACGCACCAGAGAACGCACCUUCCUGCCGCGGUGGACGGGGAGAAGGCCUCUCCCAGGAAGAACCGGCUGAGUGCGCAGCAAGCGCCCGAGAACUUGCACCAGUGUGCAGACUGCGGGGACCGAUUCCGCGGGUUCCUCGACCUCCUCUGGCACCAGAAAACCCACGAGGAGCCGAGGCCCCGUCCGUGCGUCCAGUGCGAGGCCUCGUUCAUGCAUCAGAUCGACCUCGCCACGCACGAGGAGGGCCACUUGGAGGAAGCGCUGAAGAGGCACGAUCGGCGCAGGCGGAAGUGUCUCUGCAAGCUCGCCUUCCGGCUGCACUUCGCGUCGCUGCUCGGGCGUGGCGUGCAGGGUAACCAGGCCUCCUCGCAGGAGCAGGACCUCGAGCGACCGCACCAGGACAAAGAUGUCAAAGGGGAAACACCGUAUCCCUGCACCGGGUGUGGGCUGCUGUUCAAGAGGGGAGAGAACCUCGAGGUACAUUACAGGUACUGCAGCAAGCAGUGGCUGCAGAAGCCUCCGUUAAACGCCUCCUCCCCAGUCGCUCUGCAAGGGGAACAGCGGGAGGCUAGCGACAAGCAAGGGGUCGCCCGGCCGGCUUCCGAGGGCAGCCACGGCGACACGGGGCUCCCUCGCCCUCCCUCGCAAGCCUCCUCCGCUCAGCACGCCUGCCCGGAGUGCAGCAAACACUUCACCUCCAAGGGCAGCCUCCGCAGGCACAAGAAGAAGCACAAGGCUGCGUUGCAGCGCCGCCAGAGCAUAGCCCACACGGGCGGCGGUAGCGGUGGCUCCGGUGGCCCUGCCACAGCUUGCGCGACCAAGAAGCUGUACAAAUGCCAGGAGUGCGGGAAGAAGCUGGUGUACAAGUGGCAGAUGGCCGCUCACCAGCAAGGCCACGCCGAAGGGAAGAGUUUUAUAUGCCACCGCUGCGGGGAAAGCUUCGGGUUCAAGAGCGGUUUGCAGGAACACCGGUGUGCAGCAAGAGGCGCCGCGCCGGGCAAGGCCAGGUUGCUUUGCUGGUGCGGGAAGAGCUUGUCGAAGCUUCACUUUUCCAAGCAUCAAGAGUUCCACGCGGGACUGAGGUAUAUGUGCCUCCUUUGCGGGAAGAUGUCGAGUUUCCAGAGUUCGGCCAUCGCGCAUCGCCGCGGCCAUGUCAGAAGGGGGCAGCUGCUCGCGGCGGCGAGAGGCUCUGAUCUCCUUUCCCACACGAUAGAAAAGGUGUACAUUCCUCAGGGACCGCAGCUGCAGAAUCCAGAGGGGACGGGGCAGCCCAGCGAUGGCUUUCCGACCGGCCAGGAGGCCCCGGCGGAGGGUGGGAAGAGCCCUCGGCAGAAAUGGAAGCUGAAAUCUCCCCGGAACACACUCCCGAAGCCCUUCAGGUGCAGGGACUGCGGGAAAGCCUUCGCCUACCUGGCUCGCCUGCUGUCGCACCGCAAGGAACACACGGGCGACUUCCCCUUCCAGUGUGCCGAAUGUGGCUAUAAAUCUGCAUCUGCUUUAAAGAUAGAUUUCCACUAGUGGCUGAUUUAUUAAUUGGCUUAAGUCAUGGCCAAAUUAUCUCAGGUGUUCAAUUCUGUGGAAUACUUAACUUGGGGUGCUUUGAGAUUUUGAAUGUUCUUCAGUCAAAUAUGUGAAUACAGAUCCGCUCUGGAUAUUGUGUGGUUUUGGUGUGUGUAUGUGUGAAUAUCAACAUUCACCAGUGCACCUGAGUUGUCUCAAUUAAUUUUUCUAAUUAGCGGAAUUUGCCUGGAAUGGGGCAGCACUCCCACGUGCCGAAUUUCAUCGUUCACUGUUUACAGCAGAGGACUUAUUAACCGUUUUGCUAUUUGUCAUUGUGUUUUUAUUAUGCUUUUAUUAUUGACGUUCUGUAAUGUGUUUUUAAUGUCCCCCCCCCCACGCCCUGGGAUCUUUUGAUAAAAGGGUGGUAUGUAAGUUGAAUAAAUAAAAUAAAAAUAAAAGACAGGUUGGGAUUCUCUUUAAAUUUGCCUUCAGCCGUCAGAACUGGAAAUAAGCCGAAUGACGCAGGAUUUUAACCAUCUGGUGCAGAUUUCACUUUGCAGAGCGUUAGGCAUGGCGAUGCUGUUAUCAUUCACCAUCCUGGAUAUACUGAGUUUCACUACAGUUCCCAUCACUGGUGUCCAUUUGACAUUUUGGCUGGGUGCUCAUGGGAGUUGUAGUCCAAAGCAGCUGGGGUUGGCUAAAGCAGGCAUAGGCAAACAGCCCUCCAGAUGU
Molecule: messenger RNA, 3259 nt
Organism: Podarcis muralis (Common wall lizard)
Lineage: Eukaryota; Metazoa; Chordata; Lepidosauria; Squamata; Lacertidae
Source: RefSeq, a predicted model, not a curated record